This is a messenger RNA of Solanum dulcamara, 477 nucleotides long. RefSeq lists its product as uncharacterized. Lineage: Eukaryota; Viridiplantae; Streptophyta; Magnoliopsida; Solanales; Solanaceae. The coding region runs from base 1 to 477 and encodes 158 amino acids. The record is from RefSeq and is a predicted model, not a curated record. The transcript has a single exon.
AUGGCUAAAAAGGGCCCUCAAAUUAAUCAUCUCAGUUUUGCAGAUGACAUCAUCAUAUUCUCAUCUGGAAGAUCUCAUACCUUGAAACUUAUCAUGGAGACACUACAUACCUAUGAGCAUGCUUCAGGCCAAUUGAUCAACAGAGAAAAGAGUAACUUCAUGGUACCCUCAAAUGCCAUCAACUCUACUGUUAGAAGAAUCAAGAAAGUGACAGGCUUCAAGCAAAAGAACAGCCCUAUCACAUAUCUGGGGUGUCCUCUUUACAUUGGUAGACAGAGGAUCAUCUAUUAUUCUGAGCUUAUAGCUAAAGUUGUGGCUAGGAUAGCUGGAUGGCAGGAAAAAUUAAUUAGUUAUGGAGGAAGAGUUACUUUGAUUAAGCAUGUCAUCCAAGCACUUCCUAUUCACUUGUUAUCUGCUAGUUCCCCUCCUGCAACCACUAUCAAGCAAAUUCAAAGCAUCACAGCCAAUUUCUUCUAG